UGUGUUGGAGAAUUCUGCAAACACGUCUCACCCCUCGCUCUGAAUAGUGUGCUGUGGCAUUUGCAAGUCCGAGUUGCUCUGAAAGUCACUUUUGCAUAUAAGUGCGAAAGGAACGUUAAAGUUGCUGUUGUUUAUCUUGUGAACUUUGAUAUAGCAAAAAAUAUCGAGAUAAGAUUUUCUUUACGGUGGAUUCUCUUUUGCAGUAACGCAUUCUUUAGUUUUUGAGAACUUGCUUCUGGUUCGUCUAUUUCUAUGGAAGAAGGUGCUACACGAACCGAUCACAAUGAAAAAGAAAACUCGAUCUCAACUAGCCCGGACUCUGGUAUGUGCGAUCUGGACACCAAUUCGGACGACCAAACGAAACCUCCUCCUUCAGAAUCUGCCAGUUCUCCUCCCCCCAGAAGCCAGCCUUAUCCCGAAGGUCGAUUCAGAUACACGCAGAAUUACGAUCCUUUCUUCUUUAAGUACGCCACUGACAAUCGCAAGCUGACUCUGCUCAAGUCCCUCAGCCAGGACAGCGAGUACUCGCUGGACACCUCCCUCUUCGACGCCGAGGAAUUCCUGCAGGACAUGGGGUUCGCUGGUAGCUCGGAUCCCACCAUCCCAGACAGAUUCUUGCCGUCUCUGAUGCAGAGGCUGUCCAAAUUCCCCGAAUCAGAAAUGGAGAGCUUGCAUCACAGAAUCGUGCAGUCCAUUGGAUGCUUCAGAAGAAAAGAAGGAAAGAGAAGACUUUUCCGCAAUCUUAGCAUGGGCAAGGAUUCACCGGCAGAUCAUUUUGGGAAGAAUCAUUUGCCGUGCCCUUCCAACAAUUAUCCUCUCCUACGUUCCAACACUGGACCUGCUGAAUUCCCUUUUAACGAGGCGACAACAUCCGCUUUUGAGGUCUCCCACAACAACUCUUUGAAAAAUGGGUGCUUGAGCUCAAGUGACAGCGGGCAUCACUCGAUGGAUUCUUUGAAGAACGAAGGAGAGUUACCGGAAAGUCCCAUCGCUAUUCUUGUGUCUUCCGCUAGUGUCGAACAAGAUGACAAGAGUCUACAAGAAGAUACGGACAAAGGCGUGCAAGUCGCAAUGAAUGAUGAUGAAGUGCUUUCAGAUGAUUUUUCCAGUGAUUCACCCCCAGCGGCAGAAAUUAUCCAGAAGACAUCAGAUGGUGAAUUUAUGAAUACUGUUCAUGAAAUACAAAAAUUGACUGAUGAUAUCGCUAACAAUGAGGAUUUAGCCUCAUUCUCCAAAAAUAGCGAUAACGCAACUGAAGAGACUGAAUUGGAUCAAGAAAAUGCUUCAGAUUGGGAUGAAGAUUCAACUGCAGAUUCCAAAUGUGACAGAUCUAGCCCAGAGGAAGAAAAUCUUCCAGAAUCAGUUGAGGAUAUCGUUGUUGAAGCCGAGAAUCAGAUUUCAUUACUGCAUUGUGACAAAUCUGUUUUACCUAAAAAGAAUGCUCCAGUGAAACGGCCUCUGAGAAGAAUUUCAAAUGCUCAAAUCUACAACCCUUUGAGACAUUCAAAGGGAUUUGGAUCGCUUGAGCACCAGAAUAAAGUAAAUGAAGAUGAUGAUUUAGAUAUUGAACAUUCCAGUGUGCUUGGAACAACUCCAACAUUUAAUGAAUCAAAUGAUAAUACCAAUCCUUUCAAAAUUUCAGAGUGCGACGAUGCUUCUAGGCAUUCUAGCGAGAAUUGUGGUUUAUUAAGCGAAUCCAUACCAAAUUUUAAAUCAGACUUUUCUGAAAUAUCUUCUGAUAAUAUUGAUUCUAUUCCAUUUUCUUCAAAAGAAAAAAAAAUCCCUUCCCUUUCUUCCAAUACUGAUUCGUCACAGUUUUGUUCCAGUUUCUUAGAUUACUCUGAAAAUUCUUCAAAUAGAAUGAUUGCUGCUGAUGGCAAUUCAGGAAAAGAAACUCUUUCGUUUACUAAGCGAAAGUUUUGUAGGGACGACUCUCUAACAAAUUUCCUCUCUUCUAUGUUAGGCAUGUCUGAAAGUGAUUCAGUUUUACAACCUUAUGUAACUCCUCUUAAUUCGCCUGUUGAAAACCAAAGCAAAAGUGAUAGUGAAAUACUGCAGGAUAAUUUUUCUUCAGAAAAGUUUUCUGUACAGUAUGAUUCUAACAAGGCCCAGUCUUCUGAAGUGGUCAGUAAGACUCAUCGCUUAUCUCCUUCUGCUCAGAAUUUAAAUUCUGAUGUCAAAAGUGUUCCUGAUAAGCCGCCUAAUAGAAAACGGCGUGUUUUGCGACGGAUGUCUUCAUCACUGCAGUGUUGUGAUGAUGCAAAUUGUGAAGAUCCUGAUAAAUUGACUGUUACUGAAGGUUUUCAGUUUUCAUCCACUAACCCAUUUGCUUCGCCAAAAUUACCACUGAGAUAUACAAAAUCUGGAUAUCAUAACCAUGUUUCCGGUCAUCGUCCGGUCCACCCAUGCAGCUCUCUUCCGGCAAUGAAAUUGUACAGUUCGUACAAAAUUCAGAAUGAAACUGGUCACUAUACCAAUCCUUUUGCUUACACGACGACAGACGGCAUCCAGUCAAAUAGUGAUCCUGAAGCAUCAAAAUUUUACUAUCGCAAAAAAGAAAAACGAAAUUGCAAAAAAAGACGAUACCUUUCUACUACUGACACCGAUUUGUAUUUUAACUCUUGGAACCGCGACGCAGUGGGAGAGUUAUCAAAACUUAAUUCCUUUGAUGUUGAUAUGCAUAAUCAUGAGUGUUUACCAGAUUCUGUUUAUGACUGCAAUCCUGACACUCAUAACUAUUGCAUUUGUUCUUAUAAUCAUUCUAGAACGCAUCUCAAUGAACGAUACCCGGCAUGGGAGCAUUGUUUCCAUAAGGAAAAUAAAAUGCCCUUUUCAUAUUGCCACUUUUUCCCUUCAUCACAUUAUCAACAUUCGAGAAGUGCCACAUCCCGUGGCGUGAAAGAAAGUGCCAGAUACUGCAUGUGGAACUCUACUCCUGAUAUCAGGUACGGAUGUUGCAGUUCGGCGUUUAAAGAACAUUGCGGCAUAUCGAAACUAAACAGUGUCCACGAUCUUUCUUUGGAUCAUCGCGGGAACUUAAGUGCUGCUUCAUCAUUUUGCGAUGAUGCUCACCUUUCAGAUGACGUAUUCUUUCCUGAAAAAGUGCCUAAUUGCUGUGCUCAUAGUAGUCAUCCACCAGAUAACGUCCAAUCAAAUAACAGUAGGAGACUUAAAGUCAGAUUGCCUCAGCGACAGAAUAGCAUGUCGAUUGAUGAUGCAGAUGACCGUCCAUUUCCAAAUCGGAAGACUAGUAUACAUCGGAACGAUUUUCAGAACAUUUUUUGCAAAAGUGGUUUCAUAUCCGGUGAAUGCUCUUCGAACUCGUCUUCACCCCCAGAUGGUCCUUCUCGAAAAGUUAGCGUAAUUACUUCAGCUCCAAACAUUCCGCCUGAUUUGCAAAAAAAAGUUCAACAUAAUGAAAUGAAUCCAGUCCCCGCUCAAGACAAGCUGUUGCAUUCUUUUGAUUCUCAUUGUACCAAUUCGAUUAAGAAUGGACCAAACUUGAACAACAAAAACGAAGCUCUCCUUGAAAGAAAGAUUCGGAUUUUUUCUAAAUUCUUUACGAAUUUAGGUAAUCUAUCUAAAUCUAUUCAUGAUAGGCAUUCUGAUAACGAACACAAAGAAAAGCGCAAUGCUCGUUUCUAUGACGUUAUUGGAACUGAUAAGCCGCGUAAAUCCGAUAUUCGGGUUGAUUUUAAGGCAAUACCUCCUCGGAAGUGCUCGACGCCUCCACCAGAAUUCGACAGGCUGAUCAAAACUCGCUCUAGUAGCUUGGAAAGUUCUGAUGAGUGUCAUAGCACUAAUAGAGAAAUAGUACGUCCAAUUUAUGAGAAUAGAGUCGUACUACAGGCCAUUCCUAGAGUUGAAGGAAAUCAGAGACAUUUCAAACCAUUGCAGUUUACUUCUUCUGUAUCAAUGUAUAUCAAUUCUGAUGAAAACAAGGAAGAGUCUAACUUCCGCAGGAAAGAUGAUUUGGCACAAAUGGGCUUAAAUAGAGAGGCUUCAUUUACAAAAAGUGACGAAAAUUCGAGGCCUUCGUCACAGAUGUCGUUUAAAGUUGCCUCCAAAGAACUGGAAGAUCUCCAACAAUCCAUACAGAAAGCCAAAGAGAUGCGAAUGUCUGCAUCGAAGGAGUUGCAUCUUCUGCAAGAAUUGCUUUCGGGAGAUGACAAUACCGAUGGAAAGAGUGAAGCAGAAAAAGGGAAAAAGUUUCCAACAGUUCAUCCUGCUGUUUGUCUGAAAGAUGCUACUUUCAGAAGAACGGAAAUAAAAGAAAAUAAGGCUUUGAAAGAUCUGAGGGAAAAGUCAAAGAAAGAAGUAUUGGAAGACAAUUUUUUAUGGCAAGAAGAAAUCAGAAAAGUUAAAGAAGAAACGAAUCGAGCGUGGCAAGAGAAGUUCGAUCGCAUGGAAGCCCGAUUAGCAAGCCAAGAAGAGGAACUGCGCCGGCUUCAGGCGGAGAAUGAAAAUCUGCAUAAGGGUCUGGAGUUGCAAAGGUUGGGUUCCCCCACCUGUCAGUGCCGGUCAGAAAGUGGUCAGAAUGGGUUCGGACGCAUUGAUUCAGCCUUUGAAGAUGACGAAGAAUACUUCAACCACAAGCCUUCCAUUCCUAUCCAGUCCACAAGACAGGAAUGUGAUAGGCUUCAGGAACGACUGACAGAAGAAGAGCAAAGAGCCGAUCAAUUAAAACUGCUUCUCAAUCAGAAACUGAUAGAGUUCAACAAACUUCAGAUCACUUUGUCUAAGCAAACAAAGGAGAUGAUUGAACUUGAAAAGUCGUAUCUUCAACUUCAGUGUCGUCUUCGAAAGGGAACCAGUAAACCAAUGGUGGCCCGCCUUUGUUCUAGAACUUCUCCAUUUAACUCCAAGAAUCUCUGUCCAAAACCAUCUCCACCAGCUACACCUCAGCCCAAUAGUGUUUCCUAAUAUUCCAUAAGCAUGUUCCUAAGUCUUCCAUUUUUGUGAUUCCUUUGGACCAAUAAGACUUGAAUCAUCCUUGCUGUAUUGAUGGCAGGCUUUUUUAGAAAUACAAAUCACACACAUACAACUUUGGUCUUGUAGGAAUCUCAACCUCAUUGAACAUUAUCUCAAUUUUGCUUGCUUUCUGUAUUAGUUUAUUUUUAAAGUUGAAAUAAAAACUUACUGAUUCUAAUUAUUUUGAAGGCAACAGUAGAAAAAAAAUAGGAAUAUUUUUAUAAGAGAAGUUUUAUAAAAACCAAAAAUUGUUAAUUUCAACUUUGUGAAAGCUGCUUAUGAAAUUAAAUGAAGAUUGUGUUCCAUUAUACAUUUCCAUCAAGUUUCAUUUGAAAGAUUUUAUAGCAUCAUAAAAAGGAAAGCUGGAACUGCAUUGGAAGAUAUUUUUUAUCAAGAUACAAAAUGGAAAUUUUAAUUCUUCGGUUAUAAUUUAAUUUGAAUUGUUUUCAAUAGAACCCUUAAGAAGCUAAAUGAUGUAGAGGAUAUUACACUGCAAGUUUGUUUUGCUUCUAAAAUGAAAAUCAUUUUAUCUUGAAAAAUAGAUUUGUGUAUCCUAAGGUUCACUUUGCUUUUCAACUACAGUACCAUUUUCAUCUGGAUUUAUAAAAUGAAGAGAAUUUAUUUCAGUCUAGUUGUCAAAAUUCUAAUGUUUCUUAUAUUGAAUAACCAGUCAUUUUUUUGUUACUAAAAAAAACAUAUCAUUGAUUUAGCUUUAUGUAGACAGUUAUUUGUAUGUCGAUAUUAAUAUUAAAUCUCAUUUAUUGAUUGAUAUUUCUACUGUUUAAAAUUACAAUGGGAGCAAUAAUAUAUAUAUGAGCUGUCUUUAAUCAAAUUAAAAUUUUCACUUAGUGCCUUCUUUUCUUUUGAUAUGGAAGGAAUUCACAUUCAAUAAUCAAUUGAAUACAAAAUGCCGAGUAAUAAAUUGUUCAAUAAUAUAUUAGAAGUGAAUAUAUUUCUAUUUCAAUUUAUUCACUUUCUGUGAAAGAAAAGUUUAAAGUUAAAUAGUUUGCAGUAGUUUUUAUGGUUGUACUAAACCUUUAAAUUUGUUUGUUAAAAGUCGUUAUUUUAUUAAUUUUAAUUAUAUAGUUAUUCUCCUUAAUUCUUUCAUGCUCAUAGAAAUAUUUUACUUUUAAACCUCUAUGAAUUGUUUUUUUAAUACACAUUACAACGAAAGAAGCAAUACUAAAUAUGCUUAAAGAAUUGUUAGAAAAUCAUGAAUUCAUUAUUUCAUCCAAAAUGUAUGCAUAGCAUAGAUAUAAGAUUUAUGAUCUGUUGAAUUUUGAGAGAAUUUUGUGCCAUCUUUGUUUAAUUCAAAAUUACAGAAAUCCCAUUUUAGAAAUUUGGUAUAACUCAAAACUGCUUGUUAAUUACAAAAAUAUAUACUAAAUAUAUUUCAGAUGAUAUUUUCAUAUAAUUAAUUUCAUUUAAUCUGAAAUGGUUUAAAUAAAUACAGUACUUUUUCAUUACAGUUGUAUACCCAUGUACUUAUUAAAAAUUAAAAUAGAGAGAUUUCAAAAGAAUAACAAAAUUGUCAAAGUAUGUAAAUUGUUUAGAACUAAUUUAUUAAUUUUAUUGUUUUAUUAUAGUUGUAAUUCAUUAAUAAGCUGCAAUUUAGAAUAAAAUAUUUCAUUAGACAAUCAAUAUAUAUUUAUGGUUAAAAGAACACUCUUCUAAGCCAAGUUUUAAAAAUAAUGUAAAAUAGUAAUUUCAUUUAAUUGACUGUCAGUAUACUCAUUAUUGUAUGAAUGGUAAAAUAUCAAAAAGAGAAUUUUGAGCAUCUAUGAAAGAAUUUUUAAUAUAGGAGAGAUUAAACAGCAAAUGUAAAUAAAUUUUUUUUUUUAAAGUUACGAGUAGUCCUAAAAUUCUUUAGUGGCAAUUUAAAAAAUAUUUAUAGAGAUUUAGAAUGUAUAUUGUGUACAAAAUGUUUUCAAAAUUUUAUUUAAUUUUAGCUAAAAGUAUUGUUAUUCAUAUAUGAAGAUGCUUGCUGUUUUCAGAAAUGUGAAAUUUUAAAAGCAGUGCAAUAUUUAUUGUACUGUAAAAAAAAAAUUCAAAUAUCUGUAAAAAAUUUAAAAAAGGUCAUAAGAUUUAAUAUUCCAAAAUAUAUUUGUCAGCAGAAUGUGUUAUUGUAUUUUUUUUAUGAAAUUAAUAGAUAUUGUUUCAUAUGCUAUUAUUUUCUUUUAUAGAAAUACUCCUGUCAUAUUCUAUAUAAAAUGCAUAUCCUUUUUUAUAAUGUGAU
Argiope bruennichi is the source of this 7207-nucleotide messenger RNA. RefSeq lists its product as uncharacterized. Bases 253 to 4923 code for a protein of 1556 amino acids. The transcript is spliced from 11 exons. The record is from RefSeq and is a predicted model, not a curated record. NCBI's taxonomy places the organism in Eukaryota, Metazoa, Arthropoda, Arachnida, Araneae, Araneidae.